GAAUUCCUGGAUACGUCACUAAGCGCGAACGGCAAGGUUCAAAAUUAGGAAAACAAAAGUCGGGCUCCCAGCAGCUGCGCUCCGGGGUGGGACCAGUAGGUUCAAGUAACGGCGUUGUAUUCACUCGGUGAGGGGAAGCGCAUACAACUGAAUGUUAUGAUUCAACCAUGUCUGCCUUGAAGAUGGAUGAAGAGCAAAGCCUGAAUGUGUACAUGCAGGAGUUCCGUACAAGGUUUAUAAACAGGAGUAGCGAGGAGGUGACAAGCCAGGCGUUGAAGGAGUCCUACAAAGACUCAGCACAAACAGAUGCCUGGUUCAAGAAAUAUAGAGAUGGAGAAUUAAUGAUAGAAAAAGUACUGGAGUUCAGAAAUGAAAUCACUUUGCAGAACAAGCGCAUUGAAGAAAAACAAAAGAAUAUUUUACAAGAAGCUGCCAAACAGGGUGAACAUGAGCAGAUAAAGGAAGAACUGACUGAACGCAUCCAGAGAUUAAGGGAAGAGCUCAAUAAAAAAAGAGAAGUGGCCUUAGCUAACAGAAAAGCCAAUAAGGAAAGAAUAAAGGAAUUGCAAAAAUCUGCAACUUUGUUCAGGGAGCGUCUCGGCCUAGAGAUCCGCAAACUGAGGGGUGAUAAACUACAGUUUGUCUUCAGAUGUAUUAACCCGAAAGACCUUGAUCAGCCAUAUUCUUGCAUUAUUUCUUUAAAUGCAGAAGGAGAGUAUGAAGUCACAGGGUGUGAUCCCCCUUUGGAAUGCAUUGCUGAAUUUCAAGAGAAAGUCAGAGAAACCAGAAACUUCUCCGCUUUACUUGCCAACCUGAGGAAGAGCUUCACUGCGUUGGGCUCUCAAGUGAAAUAAGUUCAGCUUUUAUGGUUUAGCUCUUAAUGUGUAUUUCCACAUAUGUUCUGAGUGACUAGCAGUAAUAUAAAAGCAAAACAAAUCUGUUUUCCAUAGACUGACUGAAACCUGCAUAAGCACCUGCUUCAUUCAGUGUUUUAAACCUAUAUGUAUAUUAUAGUCUUUGUUUAUUUUUAAUCCCAUUAUUUAAACCAGUAAUGAAAUUCUUUUCUAAAAUAAAAUGUGUACUUUUUUUUUUUUUUUUUUAAAAACAGAGCUGUGAACAUGUUUUUAAAAUGCAUUUUGGAGGCAAUAAGGAAAUUUGCUUGUUUUUUGUUUCUGCAGUGAUAAUUUUGGUUUUAUACUCUACAAUUUGCCACAAGGUGAACACAUUUAGCCAUAAUGCACUCCAACAAUUAGACAAAUCAAAUGUCCUAAUGUUAAAAAAGGAAACGCCUAAAAUGACACACUAUGCAUGCAAUGAAUGUUUUUAUAUCUGAACCUUGGAGAAUCAGAUCCUAUGCCCCAGUUAUAAUGUAGCAUGUGAUCCCUUGUUGAAGAUAUAGAAUCUUUGCAUGUGAUAUUAACAACAUGAUUCAGUAACAAUGCACUGCGAAGAACUAAUUUCAUUAGGUGUAUUGCAUUGUUUUCCACCUUAAUAAAGAAUACAUUUAGGCUAAUGCCAGAUGGGGCUGAUUCUCAGCCUGCACAUAAACACAGACUGGGAAUCAGUUGGCUUCUGUUUCUGCACCAAAGGCGCUGUCAGCCUGGGUGCAGACAGCUUAUUAGGGUGUAAAAAUACAAA
Molecule: messenger RNA, 1638 nt
Organism: Xenopus tropicalis (tropical clawed frog)
Lineage: Eukaryota; Metazoa; Chordata; Amphibia; Anura; Pipidae
Gene: spc25
Product: SPC25, NDC80 kinetochore complex component
Exons: 7
Coding region: 168-854 (228 amino acids)
Biological process (GO): chromosome segregation
Cellular component (GO): nucleus; kinetochore; Ndc80 complex
Source: RefSeq, a predicted model, not a curated record